UCACUUUACGUCACUUUACGUAUGAGUUGUGAGACCGAAAACACUCUGGAACUUGUAGUUCUUUAACGUUCAAAUCACUGACAGCGGAAUGUCCCCACUUCCGCUCUGAAGGCGGGGGUGUGUUCGGUUCCUUGCAGCUGCUCGCGCCCCACCCUCUGUUGUUGUUUUUUUUAAAUUGUUAUUAAAAAAAAUAAAAUAAUAAUAAAUAAUUAAAGGAUCGUUUCCGGCGCACGACAGUUGGCUCGCCGCGCGUAUGCAGCAGAAUGGGUCGAGCGGCUCCAACGGCGGUUCCAACGGCUGCAACGGCGGCGGCGGCGGGAGGGAGAGGGACCACCGCCAGGCUCUGUCCUUCAGCCCGUUGCCCGGAGCAACCACGCAAGUCAGGCGGUUCCUCCAGGAGCGGCGCACGCUGCCGUUGCCCAGGGUGAUGGUGGUGUUCUCGGCCGCGGGCGAUGCCAUGUCGAGCUCGGACUCCGCUGCGGAGGAGGACCUCCGGAAGCCGCUCCGCUCCUCGCUCAACACCGCGGAGCAGGAGUUUCCAGAGGUCAUCUCUCUGAACGUUGGGGGCACAUACUUCACCACCCGCCUGUCCACCUUGCGGCGAUACGAGGACACCAUGUUGGCCGCCAUGUUCAGCGGUCGUCACUACAUCCCACGUGAUGCUGAGGGACGCUACUUCAUCGAUCGGGACGGAACAUAUUUUGCGGACAUCCUGAACUUCUUGCGAGAAGGUGAGCUUCCCCACAGGGACCGGGUGCGAGCGGUGCACAGAGAGGCUCAGUACUACUCCCUCGGCCCGCUGCUGGACAGCCUGGAGGACACUCAGCCGCUCACCGGGGAGAAAGUCCGGCAGGCUUUCCUCGACCUGAUGCCAUACUACAGAGACAAUCUAGAGCGUAUCAUGGAAAUCGCCAAACUGAGGGCCAUACAGAAGAAGGCGCGGUUCGCCAAGUUGAAGAUCUGCGUCUACAAGGAGGAGAUGCCAAUCACGCCGUACGAGCGCCCCCUUUUUAACUCUCUGCGUUUCGAGCGCUCGGACAGCGAGGCCAAGCUCUUCGAGCACCACUGCGAGGUGGACGUUUCCUUCGGACCCUGGGAGGCGGUGGCGGACGUUUACGACCUGCUGCACUGCAUCGUCAGCGACCUGGCCGAGCGCGGCAUCACCGCCGAGCAGCAGUGCAUCGGCGUCUGCGACAAGCACCUUAUCAACCAUUACUACUGCAAGAGGCCCAUCUACGAGUUCAAGAUCACGUGGUGGUGAAGCCGGAGGGAGGCGGUCAGAGCCGAUGGGACCAAAACGCAAAAAGGAUGGAUGUUUCCGUUUUUACUACAACUCGACCGAUAUUGGUUUUUAUAUUGAAGUUGCCAAUAUUUUGUGCUGAUGUCUUAAAAUGUCACCCUUUAAAUCAUCCUUCAACAUAUAAGUAUUAUGUUCCCCCAAAAUAUUUACAAUUUUCUUUCUUUUCAAAAUGAAUAACACAAAUUAAACUCAGUUGCUAGUUUAUUAAGGACAACUUUAAUGCAGUCCAAAAAAAACAGUCCUGUAUUAAAUCUUAAAUUUAAAACAGCUUCAACAAAUACUUCAUGAAGUAGGAUUUAUUGUCGGACUGUUGUUUAAGACUGCAUUAAUUUGAUUUAAUUCUGCCUAAUUAACUGGUAACUCAGUGUAAAUACCAAAGCAAUACUAAUACUUUAAAUAGUAACAUAACAACACAACAUAACCAACCUCCAUUGGUUUAACUUCUCACCUUGAUGCAGUGAUGUAAAGGUGUACUCUAGGACCUUGUGACAUCACUGUUUGGUGUUGUUACAGGUGUGUCCAACACACACUUCGGACCACACCCAGUAUUUUUUAGGAAGAGUUGAAAGAGGUGUAAAAAUGUUCACAAGAAAGGGAAAAAACACAACAAAAUUACUAUUUAAAGUUCUAUUCUUAAAGGAAUUAUUCAACCAAAACCAGAAAUAAUUAACAAUAAUUAACCCCCAGAAGUAAAUUUUUCUAUUGAGAGCGGGAGCUCCUGAACAAUGAAAGCAUAUCAGUGAAAAAACACUUUCGAAACUAAAGACAGCAAAGAAAAGGUAACUUUCUGAAACUCUCUGUGCAGACUAAUCAAAGUCUUGUAUCCUUUUGUUGGCUAACGGAAAUCCAAACACAACUAUUUUUGCUAUGAUAUUGCUAUACAAAGCUUUUUUUGGGAUUAUCCUCCUCGGAAAUGCUACGGAUAAUGCUGCACGUAAAUAUUAAGAAGCUUUUUCGAAAGCUUAAUAACCUUUUUUUGCCGUCUUCUAGACAGAUUCAGAGUCUGUUUGCCCUGAUAUGCUGUCAUUUGUUUCCAACGCUCCACUAUCCUUAAUGUCAUUCGAUAAGUAACUGUUUCUGGGACCAUAGAGAGUUUAGGGAAUUGAUUACUAUAUACAAUUUAGGCUGCUUUUGGGUGAACUAUUCCUUUAAGUUACAAUUCAAAGGUCUCACCUUAAAUCAUGAUAUUGAGGGAAGGUUUCAGACGGGUUUUGGUCGCACUCAGAGUCCAGCACAGUCACUGUAGUCACAUGCAAGUUAAAGAAAAAACACAAAGUAUAGAAAAUAUUCUUGAAGUAGCAGCGCUGUCAGAAAUGCCAGCCAUUAUGUAGCUUCUUUACACGGCUGUGUUUCUUAAAACUGAAGCCUAUAAUUUCUUGUCAGACUGGAUGACAUGUUGAGCGUCUGAUUGAACAAAUUAGUUCCAAUUUUAAUGAAUACCUUCACCAAACAGCAGCCGCUGUGGCCACAAAACAAUUAUAAUUGCUUUUAAAUGUAGUGUAACAAGUUAUUGCUUUAUUUAAUUGACUAAGUAAUGUUUGUUAAACAGUAGUGCAUAUUUAGCUAAAGCACAGAACUUUUCAUUUGAGAGACAAAAGGACAUUUCCCCUUUUUAAACAUUACAUAGUCCUUUAAGGCACAUAACCUCGACCCAAAAAGUGUCUUUCUGAGCUUAAAAUCAAAUGUUUCUAUUUCCAACUUACAUGUAUCAAACUACAAAGACUGUUUGUUGGAGUUCUUUGACUGAAUGAUAGUUCUAGACACAUUGACGAAGGAUUUAAGCAAAAAAUCUAAAGCCUGAGAGGAUUGUCGCAUCAGGAGUGGGUCGUUUGACCGUUCAUCUAAUUUUAAAGUCAAUCCUGCCCAUUGUCUCACUUUAUUAUUAUUUAAUUUAUUUAAUAGCUUCGUUUUUUCCUAGCUUCUCCCUAACCUUGAUUGGUAUGUGAUUGGGUUCAGAACUGUCUCACCACAUUUCCAGAGCAAAGAAAGGACCUUGUGGUAAAUAUUGAAUAUUGUAAGUAAGUAAAGUCUGAAGUCAAAUCUGUAUUUUUUAGGAAUAAGUUUUGUUUCAGGAUGCAGAUUAACUGUUUAACCAGUUUCUUUUUGGAUAAACAGAGUAUAUUUUAAUUAUGCAAUCUCCCGAGGAGCUUGUUUUUAAAGAUGUGAGAAAUGUUUGGUGGUAUCCAUUUUGUCCGUCUUCACAUUUUACUUGUUUUACUCAAAGUUGCCAGCGAUUGAAGGUAGCUGAAGUUUUUGCACACUAAUCUAAUAUUUGCAGAUGAAACACAGCUAUUUACACAUUCGUCCAUUGUUUCUCAGUUAAAAAAUGUACAAUAUUUAUUUUAGUAACUGUCACAGAGAGAAUCAACUAUUAUUGUUCUUUAUUGUUAACUCAAUCACCGUUAAGUUAAAUGUUAUUUCCUACUGUACUUGAUAAUGAAGUCGAAGCGCUUUGUGAUUGUAACCAAUAUAUGAUUUUAUUUUACCUCAAGUGAAAGUGUCUGAUAAACAACGAUAGAAAGCAACAGCGCACUACAUUUAUAACAUGCUUAUUUUCUUGUCCUUUUAACGGAUGCAGGAGAGAUGAAACACUGCUAAUCUUUGUUUACACUUUUAUGUUUGCAAUUUUUUUACAAUGUUAUUUAUCUGUUUAUGUUAGCUUCUAGGAAGCUACAAUUCAAUAGUAUUAUUUGGGAUUUUCGUUUGUUU
Molecule: messenger RNA, 4009 nt
Organism: Anoplopoma fimbria (sablefish)
Lineage: Eukaryota; Metazoa; Chordata; Actinopteri; Perciformes; Anoplopomatidae
Gene: kctd7
Product: potassium channel tetramerization domain containing 7
Exons: 4
Coding region: 254-1261 (335 amino acids)
Biological process (GO): protein homooligomerization
Molecular function (GO): protein binding
Source: RefSeq, a predicted model, not a curated record